CCCCCCGCGAGCCAAAACGCUAUACCUCUCGGAAGGCCACAGCUUCAGCAAGGAAGACGAAGAUGCUCCGGCCGCCGUUCACAAAGCGCUUUUCUAACCCCACAGCUCUCAAUUUUCUACUCCGUUUCAGUCAACGUAGGGAAUUGCAUAGCAGAAAUCGGAAAGCCAUGGAGUUUAUUGCCAAAGGAUGGAGUGCUUUGAAGGAAGUCGAUAGAGUUAUUGAUUAUUGUGAGCUCAAUGAUCGCCGUCUCAUCCCCCUUCUUCGGACAGCGAAGGAAAACUUUGAAUUGGCUCUUGAAGUUGAUAAUUCAAAUACCCAUGCUAGGUAUUGGUUGUCAAGAUUGCAUUUGAAGUAUCAUGUCCCAGGAGCAUGUAAAGCUGUAGGAGCUGCAUUAUUGGUUGAAGCAGCAGAAAUGGGUGAUGCGGAUGCACAAUAUGAACUUGGUUGUCGUCUGAGAGUUGAGAAUAAAUAUGUACAAUCAGACCAACAAGCUUUCUAUUAUCUGGAGAAAGCAGUUGACCAGCUGCAUCCAGGUGCACUUUUUCUUCUAGGUGCAGUAUAUCUGACUGGCGACUGCGUGAAAAAAGAUAUUGCAUCAGCACUAUGGUGUUUCCAUCGUGCUUCAGAGAAGGGUCAUGCUGGUGCAGCUAUAGCGUAUGGAUCUCUUCUUCUCAAAGGUGUCGAAGUACCCGAAUCUCUAACAAAAUUUAGCUUAAAGAAUGGUUCUCCAACCCGAAAAGCUAGAAAAAACCCAGAUGCUUCAAUGAUGAGUUCAAUUGAGAUGGCUAGAGAACAGUUCAAUGCAGCAGCGAUCUCAGGGUGUGAUCUUGGCCUCAAAUGGUUAAACAGACUUGAAGAGGAAGAAAAGAGUUUGUCGACCGAAUCUGUAUGAAGGUAUAUCAAGAAACUUCAUAACUACCCCAAUGGAUCAAAUGACUCCAAAGCUUAAUAACUUUGUAAUGUUUAAGAUAUUGUCUGGCACCCAAACAAAAGAUGAAACAGUGGAAUUCUGGAACAGUUACACGGCCACCGGAAAAACUAAGAACAAAGCCUUUAAAAUAGAAACUCGUAAAGAAAAUGAGAAGACUAAAGUAGUAGGUCAUGAUCUCUUUAAGAUGUUUUUCGAUACUACCUAGAGUGCAAGCCGUUCAGAGAUGGGAUGUCAUGUCGUUCCAAGAUAUAACAGUUGAUUGAAACAAAGAGGUAUCGACACCUUCUGAUUGUACUCGAAAAAUAAAGAAGAACAAGAGAGAAUGAAAACCUGGGAUGGGGAUGUAAUUUUUUGAUACUAAACCGAGUAAAUGGAGAGUGCUCCACACUAAAGCAAAACUACAUUUGUGUA
Messenger RNA from Cucumis melo (muskmelon), 1343 nucleotides. RefSeq lists its product as uncharacterized. NCBI's taxonomy places the organism in Eukaryota, Viridiplantae, Streptophyta, Magnoliopsida, Cucurbitales, Cucurbitaceae. The transcript has 9 exons. Gene Ontology annotation, molecular function: protein binding. Bases 63 to 893 code for a protein of 276 amino acids. The record is from RefSeq and is a predicted model, not a curated record.